UCUUUGUAUGCAGUGUAAUACUUACGUGUAUAUCUACCUAGGCAACCUAGGUAUUCAAAUUCAAUAGGUACCUUUACAUGAAAUUCGUUUAGUAAACUUAUUUUAGUUUUCAAGUACCUAUUUCAUUACAUUAAUUCAAAUACUUUUGUUCAAAUGAUAAAAAUCUUUUGAAAACAAAUAAUAUUAACAUUUCAAAACUAUAGUUCAGUCGCUUCUUUCUCAAGCGAUUAACAACAUGGAAAACGUAUUUCAAGAUCCCGUUCAACUUUCCAAAGGCAUCAAUUUAAAGGAGCUGAUGACCACAGCGACAGAAUUCCAUAUCGACAUGGAUUUCAAGAAGAAACAGAAUGGCAUGUCAAUCAAUAUGGAUGACGACUUCUUUCCUGACAUGGAUGGUGAUGACAGCGAUGAAGAAGACGUCUUGAAAAACAUUGAGGAUACAGCGGACAAGUUGAUGCUGUCUUCCCCGGAGUACCAUUCCUUUGACGAGCUCUCAAAGAAGAUGAUCGACUGUUCGAUGUCCAAUGGGGCUGUCAAAAUUCUCAUUAUUGAAGAAGGCGAUGGCCCUUUAGUCCCCGUCGAUGCAGAGGUGACUUUACACUACGCAGCGUAUUGGGAGAAAUCAAAUAUACCAUUUGACUCUACUCUCACUAUGAACGGAGGGACACCUUUGACCAUACGCCUCGGCAAGCGCAGGAUCCUGCCGGGGCUGGAGCUGGGUCUGACCAUGGUGCACGGGCCGCGUGCCCGCGCGCAGCUGCUGCUGGCGCCCGCCGCGGCCUGGGGCCCGCGCGGCGCUCCGCCCCGCAUCCGCCCCGAGCGGGCGCUCUUUGUUAUAUCGCUGUACGCGGUCAGUGAUGUCUACGCUAGUGCUAGAUUCAACGAUCUACCAAUGGAAGAGCAGACCAAGUUUGAGGUCACCGUUAGAACUGUGAACGGGCUCCAUGCAGAGGCUAAAGGUCUAUUCAGCAAGAAGCGAUACAAACGAGCAAUCAAGACCUAUCAACAUUCCAUGUCAGUGUUGGGCCUCUCACGGCCGAAAACAGAAUACGAAGAGGACCAGUUAAAAAAAUUAAAAAUUACCACAUAUAUCAACCUAGCCGUAUGUUACUGCAAAGUGGACAAACCAAAAUAUGCCCUGAUCAUGUGCGAGAAUCUAGACAGAAUAAGCAACUUGGAUAAACAUUGCAAAGGUUUAUUUUACUACGGACGAGCACACAAUAUGCUCGGGAGACACGAUGAAGCAUUGACCUAUUACAAAAAAGCUUUGAAAUUGGAACCGAAAAAUAAAGAUAUUGGCAAAGCACUGGCCGAUUUGGAUGCAUAUUUAAAAAGUUCCGCGAAAACUGAAAAAGAAAUCUGGCAGAACGCGUUCCAGUCUAGUGUCGAAGAGAAAAAAGAAAAAGUUGUCUAUGCCGUGGAUGAGGAUUUUCAAGAUGGCGUCCGGGAGAUGUGCAAAGAUUUGGCGGGAAGGAGCGAAUAUGCGAAGUUUGAUUUGCCAUUAGGUUUAACGAAGGACGAAGUUGAUUGUAUAAAGAGUUUAGCCGAUGAUUUUCAAGGAUUACACGUGCUGGAAGAUGGUGAAGGGAAAAGGAAAAAAGUUAGCAUAGUUAAAAAAAUUUCGAUAUAAGCAACCAAUCAGAAACGGGUGUCCAUAGAAGUCAUUAAUCUGUCCCGUUACAAGGACACGUUUUUAACACAUGUGAAAUAUUCAGAAACUGAGAUCAGCAAAAACAAAAGUUUAACAUUAAAUUUUUAUGAAAUAAUAAUUUUAGGUAAAAAUAAAUAUUAAGCCUCGUCAGCACUAGCGCCUUAUCAGCUUGAAAAAUCGUUGCAAUGGUAUAAUAACUUGUCAUAUAUCUGUUCACACCUCAGCGCAUUUUAAGCUUUUCAACGCUCGUACUAACGAAGGCUUAGAUUUAUCUAAGGUUACAUUUAAUCCGUAAUAUUUUAAUUCAUCAAGACGUAUAGGGGAAGAAUUUAAACCCUUUGGUAAGAUUACUCAAAACAUGUCUCCAAAGACUGACUUUAGCAUGUAGGUUUUCUUAGUGUUUUAAAAAAACUCGUGUAAUUUAAAUUAUUGUAAUUUAAAAUAUUUAGAAGAUAGUGGUUAUAUCGACGAGCUUAAUACUUAAUAUGUAUUUUAGUUGUUUUAUAUUCAUAUUUUAAGAUUCGAUGCCAGGCGAAACUAGGCUCUGUCUUGUUGUUUAGUGCAGCAAAAGUUAUGUAAAGUACAAAAUAAAUAUGGCUGUUUUAUUAUAUAA
This is a messenger RNA of Plodia interpunctella (Indianmeal moth), 2264 nucleotides long. Its product is annotated as inactive peptidyl-prolyl cis-trans isomerase shutdown-like. The transcript is spliced from 6 exons. Gene Ontology annotation, biological process: spermatogenesis; piRNA processing. Gene Ontology annotation, cellular component: cytoplasm. The coding region runs from base 236 to 1630 and encodes 464 amino acids. The record is from RefSeq and is a predicted model, not a curated record. Gene Ontology annotation, molecular function: peptidyl-prolyl cis-trans isomerase activity; Hsp90 protein binding. NCBI's taxonomy places the organism in Eukaryota, Metazoa, Arthropoda, Insecta, Lepidoptera, Pyralidae.